UCUGCAGUUUUAAAGGAGUUGGCAGAGUCUCCGUGCAGGGAUCGCACCAGUCUCAGUGGGGGAAAAAAACAAACAAAAAAACAACAACUUAAAAAAAGAAGAAGAAAGGCUCCUCUCGUUUUCUGCAGACUUGUCUCUCGCAAAGUGAUUUUCGAGAUGCAGAGCUGCGCCAAGUCCUGGGGCAUCUUCUUGGCCAAGUCGGUGAAUCCCGGCGCACCGUGCAGGCGUCUGAGUGACAAGAGCCGCGUGGUUUGGAAACUUCAGUGCAGGAUCCGAAACAGCGGCGCGUCCUUCCUCACUACAGCCCGCGGCGCGAGGACGUCCGCAGCCGUCUCCUCCAGGCAGAUCGAGAGAAUAUUACCCAGGCAUGACGACUUCGCGGAGAGGCACAUUGGUCCAGGUGAGAGGGAGAAGAGAGAAAUGCUGGAUGCUCUGGGAGUCGAGUCUCUCGACCAGUUGAUCGAAAAUACAGUUCCGUCCUCCAUCCGAAUGCAGCGGAGUAUGAAAAUGGAUGAUCCAAUCUGUGAGAGUGAGGUUCUGGAAACUCUACAGGAGAUUGCAUCCAAAAACAAAGUCUGGAGGUCCUACAUCGGCAUGGGCUACUACAACUGCUUGGUGCCGCCGCCCAUCCAACGUAAUCUCCUGGAGAAUUCAGGCUGGGUGACUCAGUACACACCCUACCAGCCCGAGGUCUCUCAAGGUCGCCUGGAGUCGCUCCUCAACUACCAGACCAUGAUCUGCGACAUCACUGGGAUGCCUGUGGCCAACGCGUCCCUGCUCGACGAGGGAACGGCUGCUGCUGAGGCGAUGCAGCUUUGCCACAGACAGAACAAAAGAAGAACCUUCUACAUUGACCCACGCUGCCAUCCCCAGACCAUUGCUGUGGUGCAGACCAGGGCCAACUAUAUCGGGGUGAAGACGGUGCUGAAGCUUCCUCAUGAGAUGGACUUCAGUGGGAAAGAUGUGAGCGGAGUGCUCUUCCAGUAUCCAGACACUGAUGGCAGGGUGGAAGAUUUCACAGCCCUCGUAGACCGGGCACACCAGGGAGGGGCUCUGGCUUGCUGUGCCACCGAUCUGUUGGCCCUCUGUGUGCUGCGUCCUCCUGGGGAGUUUGGCGUCGAUAUCGCACUGGGCAGCUCCCAGAGGUUUGGGGUUCCUCUCUGCUACGGCGGCCCCCAUGCCGCCUUCUUCGCUGUCAAAGACAACCUGAUCCGGAUGAUGCCCGGCAGAAUGGUCGGAGUAACCAGGGAUGCAGCUGGUAAGGAGGUUUAUCGGCUUGCUUUACAGACCAGAGAGCAGCACAUUCGCAGAGACAAAGCAACCAGCAACAUCUGCACUGCACAGGCACUGCUGGCCAACAUGGCUGCUAUGUUUGCACUGUAUCAUGGUCCUCAGGGACUCAAACACAUCGCUGAGAGGACACACAACGCUGCUUUGAUCCUUGCUGAAGGUCUGAAGAGAGCAGGACACCGUCUGCACAGUGAGAUGUUCUUCGAUACUCUCAAGAUCAACUGUAGCGUGGCCGCCAAAGACAUCCUGGAAAGAGCCGUGCAGAGGCAGAUAAACCUGAGGGUUUACACCGAGGGAGUGUUGGGUGUCUCUCUGGAUGAGAUGGUGACGGAGAGGGACUUGGAUGACUUGCUCUGGGUCUUUGGUUGUGAAUCUUCAGCAGAGCUGAUCGCUGAGAAGAUGGGCGAGCGAGUAAAGGGCAUCGUGGGAAGUCCUUUCAAGAGGACGAGCAAGUACCUGAUGCACCAGGUCUUUAACAGUUAUCACUCCGAGACCAACAUUGUGCGAUACAUGAAGCGCCUGGAGAACAAAGACAUCUCCCUGGUACACAGCAUGAUACCACUGGGCUCCUGCACCAUGAAGCUCAACAGCUCUUCAGAGCUCAUGCCAAUCACCUGGAGGGAGUUUGCCAACAUCCACCCCUUCGUGCCAUUGGAUCAGGCUGAUGGCUACCAGAUUCUGUUCAGACAGCUGGAGAAGGACCUCUGUGAAGUGACGGGCUACGACCGUAUCUCCUUCCAGCCAAACAGUGGUGCUCAGGGAGAAUACGCUGGCCUGGCUGCCAUAAAAGCCUACCUGAACUCAAAGGGAGAGAGCGCGAGAACUGUGUGUCUGAUCCCCAAGUCGGCCCACGGCACCAACCCGGCGAGCGCUCAGAUGGCUGGCAUGAAGGUUCAGGUGGUGGAGGUGGACAAGGACGGCAACAUCGACAUGGCCCACCUCAAGGCGCUGGUGGAUAAACACAAGGCGAGUCUGGCAGCCAUGAUGGUCACCUACCCUUCCACCUUUGGUGUGUUUGAGGAGCAGAUCAGAGACGUGUGUGAUCUCAUUCACAACAACGGAGGCCAGGUGUACCUGGAUGGCGCCAACAUGAACGCCCAGGUUGGUCUGUGUCGUCCUGGAGAUUAUGGCUCUGACGUUUCUCAUCUCAACCUGCACAAAACCUUCUGUAUUCCUCACGGCGGGGGAGGACCCGGCAUGGGGCCAAUUGGAGUGAAGGCCCACCUCGCCCCCUUCCUGCCGAGCCACCCCGUGGUUCCCAUGCAUGCAGUCAACGCCAGCAGCUCGCUGGGCACCAUCAGCGCCGCCCCCUGGGGCUCCAGCGCCAUCCUGCCAAUCUCCUGGGCCUACAUCAAGAUGAUGGGAGCCAAAGGACUUCUUCACGCAACGGAGGUGGCCAUCCUCAAUGCCAACUACAUGGCCAAGAGGCUGGAAAGUCACUAUAAAGUCCUCUUCAGAGGCAGGAAAGGUUUUGUAGCCCACGAGUUCAUUCUGGAUGUGAGGCCGUUCAAGAAGACCGCUAAUAUUGAAGCUGUCGACGUGGCCAAGCGGCUGCAAGAUUAUGGUUUCCAUGCACCCACCAUGUCGUGGCCGGUGGCUGGUACCCUCAUGAUCGAACCCACGGAGUCGGAGGACAAGGCUGAGAUGGACCGGUACUGCGACGCCCUGCUCGGUAUCCGACAGGAGAUCGCAGACAUCGAGGAGGGAAGGAUGGACUCCCGCAUCAACCCGCUCAAGAUGGCGCCUCACUCUCUGGCCUGCAUCUCAUCCUCCAACUGGGACAGACCUUACUCCAGGGAGCACGCCGCUUUCCCCUUGCCCUUCAUUAGACCCGAGAGCAAAUUCUGGCCAAGCAUCUCCAGGAUCGACGACAUCUACGGUGACCAGCACCUCGUGUGCACCUGUCCGCCCAUGGAGGCCUACGAGUCUCCGUACGAGGAGAAGAGGGCCUCCUCAUAGAGGCGCCUUGUGGUCCAGUCCCAAUGUCUAAAAUCUUACAGACUUUUCUUGUUUGCUCAGUGAAAAUGUGAGGGGAGGAUACACAAUCACAGAAUAAUUGGCCAUUAUUAUUAUUAUUAUUAGGAUGUUUAAUCAAAUUAGGUAAAAUAACAAAUCAAUAAGGUCAGACUCUCAUUGAGGAAAAAGCCAAGAUUCUUUGCCACUAUUGUUUUCAUCCAGCUCUGAUUUCAGACUGUACCCUAAGAAUUGUAGUUAAUUCCUCUCGAGCGGAGCCUGAAGUGUAUUAAGUUGGGGUGCAAGAGGGCUCCUAAGCCCUCAGACUCAAGUGAGGGUUAACGUCAUUGUGGCAUUGGGGAUGUGGCUUUGUCUCUGAUCACCUAUUUUAGAGGGGGGGGUCACUGGGUAUUUGUUUCCCCCCCAACUUGAACUGUUCAAAUGGACCAAAAGUGCAAGUUUGCUUUCCAGGUGGCAAAGUGCUCCCUCCUCACAUAGGCUGCUACGUAAAACAGCUGAAACUGUAUUUUAAGUUAAGUAAAUCUUUCAAUUUCUAGACUCCAGUCUAUUAAAAAAAAAAUGCCCAGGUGCCUCAAUUCUGUAUAAAAUAGUUGCUUUUUUUUUCUCUUUUCUUCCAAUAGUCUGACAAAACAGGUUUUUAAAUUGUAGGCUUUUGUUAAUAUUCAUAUGUUGUAUAAAAUGUUUCAAUGUGUUUUGACCAAGUAGAUGAGGGGUUGUCUAAACUUGAAAUGCAUUAUUUUCUAAUCUCAACUGCUGUCAGAAAAAACUGUAUUAAACAUUUUGUCUU
Cyclopterus lumpus (lumpfish) is the source of this 4051-nucleotide messenger RNA. It is a transcript of the gene gldc, whose product is annotated as glycine dehydrogenase (decarboxylating). Gene Ontology annotation, cellular component: glycine cleavage complex; mitochondrion. Bases 157 to 3249 code for a protein of 1030 amino acids. Lineage: Eukaryota; Metazoa; Chordata; Actinopteri; Perciformes; Cyclopteridae. The transcript is spliced from 25 exons. Gene Ontology annotation, molecular function: glycine binding; pyridoxal phosphate binding; glycine dehydrogenase (decarboxylating) activity. Gene Ontology annotation, biological process: glycine decarboxylation via glycine cleavage system. The record is from RefSeq and is a predicted model, not a curated record.